AAUUCAACAUCAUCGCCGUUCCUCUUUUCACAACCUCUAUCUUCUAUUUAUAUCUGUAGUACAGUUAUCUUAGUUUCUUCUAAGAAAAAAAUGGAAAUGAAUGGUUUGUCCAAGAUGGCUGCAACCGCUUUUCUCUUAGUCCUGGCCAUUGUCCCAGCCGCUAUGGCUGUGACAUACACAGUAGGAGACGCUCUAGAGUGGUCCAGUGGUGUGGACUACACAGAUUGGGUUAAAGGAAAGACUUUCAGGGUUGGUGACAUUCUAGAGUUCAAGUAUGGUUCUUCACACUCGGUGGAUGUGACUACCAAAGCCGGAUAUGAUAACUGCGACAGUUCAGCAGCAACAGAUAAUCACUCCGACGGAGACACCAAAAUCGAACUCAAGACAGUAGGAACCAAGUAUUACAUCUGCCCUACACCUGGUCACUGUAUCAGUGGCAUGAAGCUAGCAGUUACGGUCGUUGCCGCUUCUUCCGGAACCCCAGAGGCUCCUACGCCGCCGUCUUCAACUCCAGGAACUCCUUCCACACCAGACUCACCGCCGGCUGCCGGAACUCCUCCUUCCACACCAGACUCACCUCCGGCUUCCGGAACUCCCGCCACACCCACACCACCAACUUCUUCUCCUCCACCGAGUGGCGCCUCUAAGGGAGUGAUGAGUUACGUAUUGGUCGGAGCGUCGAUGGUUUUGGGUUAUGGUUUGUGGAUGUAAUUGCCAGGGAUGAGCCAGUGCGUUGCUUUUGAUCUAUUUGGUUUUGGUUGUAAACUUGUGUGUCACGUCAGCAGCUCGUAUUAUCUAGGCAUUUGAUUAUCGUUAUCAACCUCAUCAUUAUCACAUUCACUUAUUUCUGUUAUUGUAAUAAGUUAUUAUUCAUUUCCAUCAGUCGUUAUAUAUAACAUCUUAUUGGUUUUGGAGUCA
Messenger RNA from Brassica napus (rape), 918 nucleotides. RefSeq names its product uclacyanin-2-like. Gene Ontology annotation, molecular function: electron transfer activity. NCBI's taxonomy places the organism in Eukaryota, Viridiplantae, Streptophyta, Magnoliopsida, Brassicales, Brassicaceae. The record is from RefSeq and is a predicted model, not a curated record. The transcript is spliced from 2 exons. Gene Ontology annotation, cellular component: plasma membrane. Bases 91 to 711 code for a protein of 206 amino acids.